AUGGAUAUCUCCACAGCGAUUCGGCAACUCGCGACAAGCUUGAUCGAUCUCGAGCUGGACAACAUACGAGCUAGAUCGAAGUUUCUCGACCACUCUACAUGCGACCCGGUAUCAAUAGGAGUUCAUGUCUACAACGAUGUCGGUGGACAACACUUUCUCUCCUACGAUACCUCGUCGCCACUACCUAGAGAAACAGGCUAUCUUUCCGAAUUCCUCAGCACCCGUGACCACGAACUCCAACAGACGAUACGGUCGUUGUCGCAUGAUGGGCUGUUGGCCUUGCACGAAUGUCUGUCUCGGGAGAUGGACGAGAUGGACGAUCAAGCUCGCAGCGAUGAUGGUGCCGAAGGUCCAAGUCCUCUCAGCGAGCUCAAUGGCCUUGAGAACGACAAGCGGACAUCGCAUCUCUCUUUGAGGAAAAAGAUCCAAGAGGUUUCCCGGGCGAAAAUGUUCCGCUUGAGUACUUCUCCUCUAAUCGCCAACCAGUUCUUUGGCGUGUUCUUGAUUUAUCUCGACGGUAAUGGCGAGUCGAUCCUCCAGAAGUCGUCUUGGCCAGUGUGGACCGACUACAAAGAUUUUAUCGAGACAAUGUCUGAGUAUCACUACAAGGUUACGAACAAGAAGAGCGGUGGCGUGGAGAACAUUAAGCAAACCUAUCUUGAAAGAAUUGACGACUUCAUCGAACCCGAGCCCGCCCCUCCAAGAAUCGCCCUCGCCAGGACAUACCAGACUUGGUUCAACAAUCUUGACACAAUGGACGAUGAGUGGGCUUACGUGACGGUCGACGCAUAG
Messenger RNA from Colletotrichum godetiae, 792 nucleotides. RefSeq lists its product as uncharacterized. The record is from RefSeq and is a predicted model, not a curated record. NCBI's taxonomy places the organism in Eukaryota, Fungi, Ascomycota, Sordariomycetes, Glomerellales, Glomerellaceae. The transcript is spliced from 2 exons. Bases 1 to 792 code for a protein of 263 amino acids.